Durusdinium trenchii is the source of this 3696-nucleotide messenger RNA. NCBI's taxonomy places the organism in Eukaryota, Dinophyceae, Suessiales, Symbiodiniaceae. The record is from the annotation of a GenBank genome assembly.
AUGCGCGCCACCACUCCUUUGCUGAACCUGAACAUGAACUUUGGCGUUCGUUUGGCCUUCGACAAGGGCCAGGCUACUGGUCCCUUCGUGUGUGGCCGUGAGAAUGUCACAGCAAAGGAUGGCACCACAGCAGGAGCCCAACACGGACAGGUCCUGACCGAGCGAGUGAAGCCCAAGUUUUGCGGCGAUGGCUCUCCCUUCGAGGAGCCAUUCGCGACGAGCUGUUCGAAGGGACGAGCCGUUCGCGAAUACACUGCCUACGGUUACAACGUGGGCUGCAACAAGCUGGGCAACUAUCCCUUCCCCAUGGACCCCGUGAAGCUUGGUUGCGGAUAUUUGCGGAUGAUGGGCGGGUACUACAACAAGAAGGGCUCCUGCCAAGCCACUCAGCCUGGUGGCUACUGCCCGGGUGUCGUUCCCAAUGGCAAUGGCACCUGCACCUGGAACUAUGAGGAAGCAGGCGAGAUCGACCUCAACGAGUUCCUCGGUGAAAUCGCCAGGACUCCGUGUCGAUACGUCUCCAGGCUUGUGGGUAUCAAAGACUACAACUCUUGGAGAUGGUCUCAUCGAGAAUACGAUCCUGAGACGGACAAAGGGAUCGCUUUCAGCUGGUGGGAUGGCAUCGACAAUGCCACGGCCAACGCGGAGCGUGUCCGGCAGGCGGUGAAGCUCUUCAACAGCAGGUAUCCUGACCUGCCAACGGUCGAGGAGCUGGAUAAUCCGCCCUGCGACUUUGACUUCGGAUUGUUUUACAAGAUCUGGUACCGAAAGGAUGCUUGGAUAGGUAGCAUCUCUUGGAUCCGGCAUGAAGGCUUGAAGCUGCACCCCACCUGGUACGUCCCCUUGACGCCCAGUGCCUCCGACGAGGAGAUCCAGCGCUUGCUCUACCAGCUCGGCCGCUGGGCUUUGGACCCUUUUGACAAGGCACCUGCCUUCGUCCCUGUGGCGAGGGCGAAGAGGUCUCCAGUCCAGGUCUCCAUUGCCGUUGUGGUGGAGGCCACUUACACUCCAGCACCCAUCUUCGAACAACGCCCUGCGCUCCUCGCUGUUCUGGAGCCUCGCCGAGUACUGCCCAGCCUGCAAUGCCGGCUGCUCCUUGCCAUGAGCCUCCUGAGCCCUGGCCGCUUCCUCGCCAACCUCCAGGUCAGUCGCUCCUUUGGGAUCAAGGCACGGCACCGUGGCUGCGUGUAUGUGCCACGCAAGGUGGCAAGAGCCUCCUUGACGAAAGCUCUUCGGGCCACGCAGAAGAAUGCAGACCACAGCCUCUUGCUGCCACCCUUCGUCUCCGCCACUGAGCUGCGAGUGCUCUUCAGGCUGGACUAUGCCAACACCAUGCGCAUUUUAGGUGUCCGUUCGAUGAACGGGAAGUACUACUGGAAGGACUUCCAGAAUCGCGAGUUCGAGUCGGCCUCCAAACGGAAGGUCCUUUUGCCCUUUGACAUGGUGGCCUACCCACUGCAGAAGUUCGGCUACCAGUCCAUGCUGGUGGAUGUGGAGCCCGAUUGGCCGACGCCUGUGGCAGAUCCCAAGGCGAUCCCAGUGGUGGUCGUGUUGGGCCACAUCAACCACGGGAAGACCACACUACUGGACUCGCUCUGUGGCACGCGGGUGGCUCCAGAGGAGCCGGGCGGCAUCACGCAGGACGUUCGCGCCAUGACAGGCCAAGUGCUCGGGGACGAGAUGGAACUGCACCUCCCAGGUGCCGCAACGAAGGAGGCCCCCGCGGCCAUACAGAGCAGCCCAAAGGACCUGGAGGAAUCAGGCCUCGCGAGCCGAAUGACCUUCUUGGAUACCCCAGGCCACGAGGCCUUCGAACUCUCGCGUGGUCGCACCAUGGCGGCCGCCGAUGUGGCCGUGGUCGUGGUCUCUGUGGAACGGGGCGCCGAGCUGCAAACAGAGGAGGUUCUGAUGCACGCCUCGAAAUGGAAGGUGCCGGUGAUCUUCGCACUGAAUAAGAUCGACCUCCCGGACUGCCACUUGGAGCUCACCCGCGCCGAGUUGCGCAGACAAUGCCAACUUCUACACGAGCACGGCCUGGUAGAUGUGGAUUGGACACAAGAGGCCGAGCAAGCCAUCCCCAUCUCUGCGCUGUGGAAGCAGAACCUCGAGGAGCUGGUCGGCCGCAUCCGGCAGGUCACCUCCAAGAUGCCGCUCCCGUUGCGGCGGCCCAUCAGCUUGAGCAGCACGCCUGGAGAGGCACUACGGUGGAAGAAUGUGGCGAAGAGGACCGAUUUCCUCCAGGGAGUUGACGGUACUCCUUCUGCCAUCGCCUUGAUCCUGGAGGUGGACAAGGCGGGCGAGGAGCAGGGCGAGAUGGUGUUGACCGCCCUGGUGAAAGCUGGCCGUCUGGUGGUUGGCCAGUUCUUUGUGGUGGGCACUUCCUUUGGCCGCAUCACGAACCUUUCGCUGGCCGCCGGCGUGGACCGAAACCGGCAUUGGUCCAAGUGCGAGACCGCCACCGUGGGUGUGGCGGUGCAGCUGACCGGUGUGCGCACACGACUGGGUGGAGACUGCGCUGUGGAUGACUUACUGUUCUCGCUGCCCCGCGAGCGUGCGUGGCGCUUGUGCGAACACCGGCAACGCAUCGAGCAGCUCAUGGCUUGUCAGGUGGCGGGCCCACCGUUGGAGGUGGCCUGGGAGAGUGACGCCACCAUUGAGGCGAGGACGCAAGCAGCCUUUGAGCGAGAUGAGGUGACGCAGCCAGAAGCCCACUCAGGCACUGCCUAUGAGAGACGCUGGCAGCAAGCUGCAGUGGAGGAGGUCUCUGGCCUCGCGGCGACGCCCACCUUCGACCCGGUGCCGCGGCGCGACUUCGCCCGGCGUGUGCCGCUCACGGGCGCGCUUGAGUCUCCAGAGACACGGCCGGAUCCCCGUGCCUCACGCUUCCAACUUCUUUCGCCCAAAGAGGAGGAGGAAGACGUGGAAGAGCCGAUCCCAGCCAGCACCGGCGGCCGCAAGUCCUCGCGGAGGACGACGGCUCGGCCGGUGGCCACAGGUGCUUGGUCUGCGGAUCCGGCCACGGUGGCGCCGGAGAGGGACUUCGUCUACUACAUGGAUCGAAAGGACUGGUCCGAAGAGGCCCAGAUUGACAGCGGUCGGGUCCAGGCUCGUUGGCAGUUUCGAGACGUGGCGCGCUGGGAGGAGGAGAAGCGCAAGGCUCAGUUGCGGGACGAGGAGAAGCUCAUGACGGAGCGCUUGCGACAGGAAGCCUUCGGGGAGACGCCUGAGGCCGAAGAGGCAAAUGAGGAAGAUGAGCUGGAUAUGGCGGAUGACUCUGAAGGAGAAGAACCUGUGCAGCCACUUCCCCGCAAGGCGAGGGUGGUCCCCAUCAUCUUGAAGACCAAGAGUGUGAGCCAAUUUGACAUGUUGAUGGAGGAAAUUGAGCGUGUUGGUGCCAUCGCAGGACUGCGCAUCGUCAUCGUGCACGGAGGUCUUGGCCCCGUCAUCCCCAAGGACGUGGUCCAUGCAGAAGUGGAGAAACGCUAUGGUUAUUGCCCAAUCUAUGCGUUCCAGGUUGGCGUGAAUCCCGCAGCCUCUGGUCAAGCCGCCGCAGAGCAGAUCGACAUCCGCAGGUUCAACGUCUUCACGGAGCUGUUGGAAGAUUUGAUGGAGCGCUGCGGCCGCAUCAACCAGAAGAAGGAAAUGCAACAGUACAUCAAUUCCCUCAGGCAGCAUAUUACACCGCCAGCGACCUGA